AUGUCAGACAGUUCAACCCAGGAUUUAGACGGUCUCGACUUUUCCGAAAGAACUACAAAAGACAGGUUUAACGAGAGGCUACUAGAAGCACAAGAAAAUAAUGCAGACAAUGAGAUCAUUGGCCGUAUAGACUUUAAUGAUUUUUAUACAUCGGACGGUUCAGAACAACUACAGAAAAAGUUCGAAACAUUGCAAGCCCAAGUUGCUCGAAUGGAGGCUCAAGUGAAUGACAUGGAAAAUAAACUAAUAAUUAGAAAAGAAAGAAGAAAAUUAGAGGCGUCUUUAACAAAUAUGUCACCAGAAGAAAGAGCAGACCAUGUUAUUCGUCAAGCAGAGAUACAAGAAGAUACGCCCGAUCUAGACAUUAUAUUUGAAUACAUGUUGCUUUUAGGAAGUACCUCACCGAAUGACACCAACGACUUGUCGACAACCGAUUUCAUUAAACCACAUGCUGAUAUUCGCAAAGCUGCAUUCGAAAGUGAGUUGGUCCUGAAGCAAAAACAAUUCUCGAACUUGCAAUUCACCAAAGCAGACAAUAUACUCGAAAGCAAUCCAGACGACGAAGGUAAAAGGCGAAUAUAA
Messenger RNA from Mucor mucedo, 582 nucleotides. RefSeq lists its product as uncharacterized. The record is from RefSeq and is a predicted model, not a curated record. The coding region runs from base 1 to 582 and encodes 193 amino acids. Lineage: Eukaryota; Fungi; Mucoromycota; Mucoromycetes; Mucorales; Mucoraceae. The transcript is spliced from 3 exons.